Messenger RNA from Ipomoea nil (Japanese morning glory), 1484 nucleotides. Its product is annotated as transport and Golgi organization protein 2 homolog. The record is from RefSeq and is a predicted model, not a curated record. The transcript is spliced from 6 exons. Bases 460 to 1398 code for a protein of 312 amino acids. NCBI's taxonomy places the organism in Eukaryota, Viridiplantae, Streptophyta, Magnoliopsida, Solanales, Convolvulaceae.
AUUCUGCAUUGGUUAAGCUUCACUCUGCGCAGACAUCAUCCUCCAUUCAUCUUCUUCUCCCGUUGCCUCCCUCGCAUGUCUGAACGCUCUCUCCUCUAUCGAUCACUUCUCCAGUCACAAGAACAAACGGUUUCGACCUCCGUUCAUACUCGUCUAGCCAUUAAUCUAACAUCUUUUACGACGCUCAUAUGAGAAUCGGUAGCCAAGGUUGAAGGAACCAGACAGCACUACUUGAUCUUGCUUUCCUGGAUAGUUUUGGGAGAUUGCAUGAAAGAAGCAAAGAGACACCCAAGACUGUGAAACUGCUCACUCCCCUUGUCGCCUAUUCCCAAACAAAGUGACCAUUCAGCUUCCUCAGGUAACAUUGUUACGCGGUCAUAGUGUUCUUCUAAUCAUCUGAUGAAUUUUUUGGAUCAUAAGGUCAACGCUUCUAGCUUUGGUGUGAAUUGAUGAAACACAAUGUGUAUAGCUGCAUUCCAAUGGAAAGCUCAUCCGAUCUACCCCUUUCUUCUGUUCCUCAACCGGGACGAAUACUAUGAUCGGUACCUUGGCGUAAAUCUUACAAGUUCAAUUUCUUAUGUUUUAGCUGAAUUAUUAUUAUGCUUCUUCUUAAUUAAUGGAUUGUUUGAGAUUGAAAGGCCGACGAAGGCUUUGGCGUGGUGGGAGGAUGGUGUGAUUCUUGGAGGAAGAGACGUUCUCGCCGGUGGGACUUGGCUAGGCUGUAACCUCAAGGGAAAAAUCGCUUUCCUUACCAAUGUCCGGGAGGUCGUCGAUUUGCCGUCUUCUCAUACCAAGAGCAGAGGAGACCUUCCUGUUCGCUUCUUACGGAGCAAUAAGAGCCCUCGUGAUUUCGCGGAGGAACUUAUGGCAGAAGCUGACCAUUUUGGUGGGUUUAACCUGAUAGUAGUUGAUAUCUGUUCCAUGACCAUGUUUUAUAUAACCAACAGACCAAAAGACAGAGGUGUAUCAGUGACAGAGGUAUCGCCUGGUAUUCAUGUCUUGACAAAUGCAUCACUAGACUCUCCGUGGCCUAAGGCUCAACGGUUACAAAAAGGUUUCAAGUUGGUGUUGGAAGAAUAUGGUGAAUCUGAAAUUCCAUUGGAGUCAGUGGGGAAACAAUUGAUGAAAGACACAACAAAAGAUGAGGAAAGGAACCUUCUUCCUGGCAUCUAUGCACCUGAAAGGGAGUACCAAUAUAGUUCCAUAUUUGUUGAAGCAGAAGAAGAUUUGGUGGGGCGUUAUGGCACUAGAAGUACUUCUGCAUUGGCUAUCAAGAAUUCCCUAGAGGUCAACUUCUAUGAGAUGUGUCUUGAGAAUGAUUUGUGGAAGGAACAAACCAUUUCCUUCAAGAUUGAGAAAUCUCCAACCCCGGCCCAUAAAUUCUAUGAUUCUGUUUAAACUUACUUGGAUUUGUGUUGUAUUGCUAUUAUGAUCAUUUUCUUCUCUUGAUAAUUUCAGGUGUUUGAUGGCAAUCCUUAAAAAAA